Molecule: messenger RNA, 2111 nt
Organism: Vitis riparia (riverbank grape)
Lineage: Eukaryota; Viridiplantae; Streptophyta; Magnoliopsida; Vitales; Vitaceae
Product: cell division control protein 48 homolog B
Exons: 13
Coding region: 95-1912 (605 amino acids)
Molecular function (GO): ATP binding; ATP hydrolysis activity
Source: RefSeq, a predicted model, not a curated record
UCUUUCUUUUAUAUACAAAGCGGCUUCGUAUUGGGAUGCCAAAAACCGUGAGCUUUGCCGCCAUUAACGCAAACACUGAGCAAACUUGUUAUCAAUGGAAAGCAGUAGCAGCGAUGGCAGGAAUGAGUGGAGAGCAGAGGAGGCUAUUGCUGGCAACGCCCAAGCACUUGAAGCUCUCAGAGAACUCAUCACAUUCCCACUCUACUAUUAUUGUGAAGCUCAAAAGCUCGGUCUCAAAUGGCCGCGCGGUUUACUGUUAUACGGGCCCCCUGGUACUGGAAAGACCAGCUUGGUACGUGCAGUUGUUCGUGAAUGCGGUGCCCAUUUAACUACCAUAAGUCCACAUACUGUUCACAGAGCACAUGCUGGAGAAAGUGAGAGAAUUCUGCGAGAGGCCUUUUCAGAAGCAUCUUCUCAUGCAGUGUCUGGCAAGCCAUCGGUUAUCUUUAUAGAUGAAAUUGAUGCCCUUUGUCCUUGUCGUAGUUCUAGGAGAGAACAAGACAUUCGUCUAGCCUCUCAGCUAUUUACCCUGAUGGAUUCCAAUAAGCCCUUGUCAGCAUCUGUACCACAAGUUGUCGUGGUGGCAUCAACUAAUAGAGUGGAUGCAAUAGACCCUGCACUAAGAAGGUCAGGGCGUUUCGAUGCAGAAGUUGAAGUUACAACGCCUACUGAAGAGGAGCGCUUUCAAAUUCUCAAGCUCUAUACAAAGAAACUUUUGUUGGAUCCUGAAGUAGACUUACAAGGCAUAGCUGCAUCUUGCAAUGGAUAUGUUGGGGCUGAUUUGGAAGCUUUAUGCCGUGAGGCUACGUUGUCUGCAGUGAGGUCUUCAGAUGCAAAUGAAGUUGGUGGUGUGCAUUUAGCAAUGGAUGAUUGGAAGCAUGCAAGAUCUAUAGUUGGUCCAAGCAUAACAAGGGGUGUUACUGUAGAAAUCCCAAAAGUGUCCUGGGAAGAUAUUGGAGGACUUAAAGAUUUGAAGAAAAAACUCCAGCAAGCUGUUGAAUGGCCUAUAAAACAUUCUGAUGCAUUUGCAAGGCUAGGGAUAUCACCAAUGAGAGGGAUUCUUCUGCAUGGACCUCCGGGGUGCUCAAAAACCACUCUUGCUAAAGCCGCAGCUCAUGCCGCCCAAGCUUCUUUUUUCUCCUUGAGUGGUGCAGAAUUAUAUUCAAUGUAUGUGGGGGAAGGGGAAGUUUUGUUGCGUAAUACAUUUCAGAGGGCCCGCCUUGCAGCACCAAGCAUAAUCUUCUUUGAUGAGGCUGAUGUUGUUGCUGCCAAAAGAGGUGGGAGUUCAAGUAACAGUACUUCUGUAGGGGAGAGGCUUUUAUCUACUUUGCUGACAGAAAUGGAUGGCUUGGAACAGGCGAAAGGAAUUCUUGUUUUGGCUGCUACUAAUCGACCUCAUGCAAUUGAUGCUGCACUAAUGCGCCCUGGACGUUUUGAUCUGGUGCUCUAUGUGCCGCCACCCGACUUAGAAGCUCGCCAUGAGAUACUGUGUGUGCAUACACGAAACAUGAGAAUAGGGAAUGAUGUUGAUCUGAUGCAAAUAGCAGAAGACACUGAGCUUUUCACAGGGGCUGAACUGGAGGGCCUGUGUGUGGAAGCUGGAAUUGUAGCACUGAGAGAGGAUAUAUCCGCCACUGUGGUGAGCAAUCGCCAUUUCCAGACUGUCAAAGCUUCCCUGAAGCCGGCAUUGACGCAGGCAGAAAUCAACUCAUACUCUUCAUUCAUGAAGAACCCAUCUUCAAAGCCUUCAACCCAGUUGGAAUCAGGUAUCAAACAUGAGGCCAAGAACUCGAUGAACGUUUUGGGUAGCAGUCGAGUUAGGAUUGGUGCUUUGAGUUUUUUAGUUCUUGCCAUCGCGAAAUAUUUCCUCACGCAUAACUGGCAACUUCUCGAAAGAACUCAUCCGACAUGAUAAUUAUACCAUCGUCCUGAUCGUGUUGUUCCAGUUUUAUCUUCGACAGUAAUCCAAAACUAGCUGCAAAUAGUUUUCUUUUGGGUUGUUGUCAAGAAUAAAAUUUAUGUGAGAAUUUAAAUAUGAAAAACAGGUAUAAAAAUUAUGUGAGAAUAAAAAUUCUCUCUCUCUCUCUCUUGGAAGUUUGGGGGCGUGCACG